AAAAAAAAAAAAAGAAAAAGAAAAAAAAAAAUCAAAAGAACAUUUCGUGUUGCAUGAAGAUUCUAUGAAAUUCAAAUUUCAAAGCCCAUAAAUAGCUUCGUUGGGGCGCAGCCACACUUGUUUGUUUACGUAUGGUCUGUGGCUGCCUUCGCCAUGGAUAAGAGACUAGAAUAGCUGCUGCGGUCUGUAUUUUCUAUCUCUGUCUUUACAGAAAAUACUUGAGCUCUGAGUAAGGCCUGACCUUGUUCCUGAGGGCUCCAUAGUGGAGCUGAUGGGAAAGUAGUGGAUGGCAUUGGUGGUGGCUGAGCGAGCGGGGUGCCCUCUCAGAGAGCCGGUUAUUAAUGGAGUGCUAACCAGUCACUCUAGAUGAGAAAUACUCAGAUCACAUUUAAACACAAGGAAAGCUGUUUAUAGGAAAACGGUAAAAUAGCACAACGUAAAAUUAUGGUACACUGUGGUUAUGCUGUCAUAAAAAUGUGUACGUAUGGAUAGAGAAGAAGGUGUCCCACGUGGAGAAAUGAACAGGUAUCUUAGGGGGCGGGUUGGGAGUAAGAGCAGUUUUUCUUUCUAUUCUAUUUUUCUGUUUAAAUUUUCCUGUAAUGUUCUUAUAAUAAGUGUUGAUCACUCGCAGCCACCAGGGGAAGCAGCUACCCAGGCAGAAGGCCGUUCCGGGUCUCAGGCGGGCUUUAGGGAGAGGGACCCCGAGCUCUGGACCAGGGUUAGGAGGAGGUGCCUCGGGCAUGUGGAGGCUGGCGGCCCUCGCUCCUGUGAGCUGGCGGCUGGGGCUGCGUCUCGCCCAUGUUGCUGUCAUGUGCAGGGCCCAUGUGAGUUGCGUGUCUUCUCACUAUUGUGCUGUAGCCUCUGAAAGUUGCUCAGGAGCUUGGGAUUUCGUGGAGAAGUGGGAGUCAGUUGCUUCUGUCCAAAGGGUUCGACCAAUGGGGGCCAUUCUGAGUUCAGAAACCUCUGGUGUGGAACCCAAUGGAUCCAGCCAGGCCCAGCUCUGCUGUUAACCAGUUGUAUGCUCUGGGACUCGGGUUAAGUCUGCGGGUGGCAAAACUGGCACCUCCCAUCCCAUCUUCCCUCCAUCCCUCCCCCCCAGCCCUGUGUCUCACUCUGAGCUUCAGGAAGUUGGUGCCACCUAGCUACGCUCACUGACACGCAUCUCGUGCUGUGCUAAGAUGCUGUCCCCAUGUUGAGUGUGCCCUCUCCAGGGAGACUGCCAGUGCUCGUGGGCGUGCAUCUUCUGCUUCUGCAUCCUCGGUCACUGUCAGCAGAGGCCUGGGCACAUGGUGGUGGACAGUGGCUAUUAUCUGUGGUUGUGCUGGAAUGGAGGAGGCCUGGUGUUUGGUCUUGGAGUCAAGAGUGCGUGUGCUUAAGAAUUCCAGGAUCACACGGAGGAGAGGGUGUGAUUAGGUCUGGGAAGGAGGGAGGCCGGAAGGAGGGCGAGAGACCUCGACCUGUUCUUGGGAAGGAAAGAGCAGGUGAGGGUGGGAUUCUGUUCCAAGCACGGGAAACAGGACCAGGAGGUGGUGAUGGCCCUGGGGCCAGGGCUGGGAGGCGCUUGCUCCAGCAUGCAGUGACUGAGCUCUCCUGUAUGCACUGCCGCAGGUGCUGGGAGACCGUGAAGUGCAACGCAGAUGAGUCCGGGCCCUCGGGGAGACAGCAUGCCAGUGGGGGAGACGGAGACCAAUCACCUACCCAGUGUGCAGGGAUGAGAAGCUCGGGAAGGUCUGACCAGCCGUACAUCUUGAAAGGGAAACCCCUGCUCCUGCUUGUCAGCUGUUACUCGGGGUUCGCCAGUGGCAGCGAGAGGCAGUCGCAGCUUUCAGUCUUCCAGGAUCUCAGCCAGUUCUCUCACUGCAGAGAGUGGAGAAGCCCAGCCCGCAGUGUGAAGGGAGAGCCACCGUGGUGCUCACGGCAAGACACCCAGAGUCCCUUCCAGGCAGGGACACCCCUGGAGCGACCCUGUUUCAGCAUGAAGUUAUUUGGGUGAGAACUCACCAAGCAUGCACAGCGGGUGCUUCAGCAUAUCCUUUCAUUGAACUCCACACGGCCCUGCUGAGCAGGUGGGCCCACCAUUCUCAGACCCCCAGGGCCCCAUAGACAGCAGAUCUGCCGCUGUCAACCAUACCCACUGCCUCUCAUGCUGGAGUAG
Molecule: messenger RNA, 2155 nt
Organism: Cercocebus atys (sooty mangabey)
Lineage: Eukaryota; Metazoa; Chordata; Mammalia; Primates; Cercopithecidae
Product: chromosome unknown open reading frame, human C2orf48
Exons: 3
Source: RefSeq, a predicted model, not a curated record